Penaeus vannamei (Pacific white shrimp) is the source of this 805-nucleotide messenger RNA. RefSeq lists its product as uncharacterized. Gene Ontology annotation, molecular function: N-acetyltransferase activity. The record is from RefSeq and is a predicted model, not a curated record. Lineage: Eukaryota; Metazoa; Arthropoda; Malacostraca; Decapoda; Penaeidae.
CUGUACGUGUUGGCACAAGUGCUUCGAGUGCCACAGUACUGAGACGGCUUUAUAUCACAAGCGCUUCAGUUUGGCUCUGCAGUACAGCUCCCGGCACAGGCAGUUUAGUGAGUACGACGUCGCUGAUACAGAGAUGGGAGACGCCAAGGGCAUCGAGUACGUGGUUCUGGGACCCGAGGCCUUCGAGGAGGUGGCCAAGUUGAUCAACGAUGAAUUUCUAACCCGGGAGCCUCUUUCCAUGGGCUCCCGUUUGAACGGCUCGGCAACAGAAGGGGCAAUAGGCACCGGGCUGAAGAAGUGCCUCAAUUCCGGAGUGACUAUCGGCGCCAAGGACACCAGCACAGGGACCUUGGCCGGCGUCAGGUUAAGUUAUAUCAAGACCAAAGCAGAUCAAUCUACACUUCAGCCGAAGACUGAAUUUGAGAAGAAAGUGCUGGGAAUCGUAGAUGAAGUGGGAGCCAAGGUGGACUUGUUUGAAGACCCGGGAGUGGAGAAGGUGCUGUACAUGUUCAUGCUGUCCGUGCGGCGCGAGUACGGCGGCCGCGGGAUCGGGAGGAGGCUGGUUGAGGUCACCAUGGAGCGUGGCAAAGCCCUGGGCUGCCAGCUCGCCUUCACGACCAUCACCAACGUGCUCUCGGGCAAAAUCUUCCUCGGGCUUGGCUACGAGACCCGCUUCACGCUGGACAUGGCCUCACCGGAGGGCGACCGCGGGAUGGACCUCGCGGCCAUGGACGGCAACAAGACGGUGCGCAUCAUGACAAAACGCCUGUAACACAUGCAUAAUUAAAGUGAAGAACAUCAUUGA